Messenger RNA from Pimephales promelas (fathead minnow), 1685 nucleotides. The record is from RefSeq and is a predicted model, not a curated record. NCBI's taxonomy places the organism in Eukaryota, Metazoa, Chordata, Actinopteri, Cypriniformes, Leuciscidae.
UACACACACGCGCUUUUACAGAGUCCACAUGCAUAUGCUUUUACAUGCACACACACACACACACACACACACACACACCUCAAGUCUUGAUAUCAGCAGACUGAAGGAUGCAGCGUUUCCUCAUGUUUAUCUACGUUUUGUUGGGAUUUGUGACAGAAAUCGGCGGGUCGAGGCUGAAACCGGUUCUGACUGGUCCCAGUAAAGCUUAUCUGAGAUCUCAGGUCCAGUUUCACUGCGAGGUCCCAGGCUGGGCUUCACCUCUGACCUUCGAACUCAGAAAGGACACAGGGGAUCUUAUUAGUGCAGAAAACAACAUCAAGGUCACCUUCCAGCUGCAGGUCACUGAGGGGUCAGAGGGCAAGUACUACUGCGGGGUCACUGGAGGUCAAACCAGCAACAGCAUCCGUCUCCAUGUCGUGACUCCAGUCCUCGGGGCCCGUCUGAGCUCAGAUCCGGAUCCCCCGGUCCUGUAUGAAGGACAGACGUUCACCCUGCGCUGUCUCGUCAGGAAGGGGACGCAUCUGUCCUUCACAUGGGAUCAUGACCAGCAAGAGGUCAACGCCUCGUCACAACACUAUCGGCUCUCAGGAGACGCUCUCACGGUGGACGCCGCGAGUGAACGGCAUGCUGGGACAUACUCGUGCACAGCUCAAAACAUAAUGGAGGUCAACCCGAGAUUCUCCAGCAGCCAAAACCUCCGUGUCACCGUGAAACAGAACAUCUCGACGCUCAAGUUGUCAUUUGUGGUCUUCUUGAAUGGCUCGAGCCUGAUGGCCAACGUUAGCUGCCGUUUGGCACGUGGGUCUCCGCCUGUGACAUUCAGCUUACUGGUGAACGGACAGGAAGUGGAUGUGAAACGUGUGGAUUCGCUGGAGUUCUGGUCCGUUCGGCCCGUCUCUCUCGGUCUGGAUAUGGGCCUGGCUCAAUGUAAAGCUCAGGCAGAAACACAGCAGCUUCUGUCUGAUCCUGUGCAUUUACACGUGGUUCCAGUAGGUGGUGCUGUGCGAGUGAUGGUAAAAUACCUCUAUGAUGUCGAUGCAGUGGUGACAGCGGCUCGGCUCACAUGCUUCCCCGAUAGAGGAACGUUUCCCGCGUUCUCCUGGUCUCUGAACCAUUCCUCCCUUCCACCAGGGGGCAACGCUCACAUGGAGAUGCAGAACGGGCAGAUCUUAUUCCUCACGGACAUCAGCUCUGGUAAUUACCGCUGCAGGGCGAGGGACAGCUUCAACGACAGCUCGAUCUGGGUGGAGAGUGAGGACGUCUUCAUACAGAAGACAGAUUUGUCAGCGACGCCCAUGGAGGUCAUUGCGUUAGUUUUCUGUGGUUUCCUAUCUAUGGUGAUCGUAGGAGCCUCGUGUUUUCUGUUCUGGAGCACCAAGCGCAGAAACAACUCCUGCAAACAUGGCAUUAAACAUGAGAUCCAGUCUGAUGCGAUGCCCAGAAUGAACUUUCCAGCUGACGUUUCAUUUAAACCUCAAACUGUGGAAAUGAAAACAUUCAUCGUGAAUUUUGCGGACUAAACCAGACCAGACAAGACCUGCUCCAAACACACUAUAGUGAUCCUGCAGACCUUGAUUCGCUUGUUCAGAUGUAUUUAAUUAUGGUUGGAGCUAAACUUUUUGUUGUAAAUGUGCCGUAUCUUUAAGAUUGUAAGGCUUUUAUAUACCAAGUAAAUGUUUAAUUUA